CUGUGCGAUGAAUCGCAUCACUCCCACCUCGAACCUCACCUGUGCAAAUGGUUGACCUAACGCGGGGAUCUGCAUUUCUUUCCUGUGUGAAUCAUGUAGGGGCCUACUGUAUCGCGAUUAACUCCGACAGUUGCCUAAUUAUGUUUACACGCGAAUAAGUUGUUUGAUAGUUGCAGUCUGACGAGACAGGCAGAGCCAGAGCCAGAGGCAGAGGUAGUACAGUGUGACUGUCACAGUACCGGUACUCAUUCACACACUCCGAUCGCCAGUAACCAGACCGAGGCAUGUUCAGUGGUUUGAGCCGACUAUGGGGAGGGCGGCAACCAGAUAUGACUGCAGACCCUGACGAUGGCACUCUGCCAAAGUUCGAGUACGGCCGGCCCGACUUUGUCGGACUGUCGGAGGAUGAGGUGCAGGUGUCGGCGGACGCCCAGGUGCGGCCGAUCAUGAUCCCUCGCGAUACCUGCCGUCUGCCGUGGAACGCCGGUUACGCAGAGGUCAUAAAUUCGGGGAAGUCGCUUCGAAAUGAGGAUCAGGCGAUAUGCGAAGUGUUCUCAUUGGUUGACCCAGAAGAUGACCCCCUGGUGGCGGGUCACGGCAAUGGGACAGAACCCUAUCAUCCACACGACGACGUCGUGCCGGCAAAGUCACCAAAAACAGCAUUGGUGAGCACGGAUCCGGAGUGCAAGAAGGUUGUGAUAUUCGGCAUCGUGGACGGACACGCUGGAUCGGAGGCAGCGGUCUUCACCUCUAAGCUUCUUCACUACCACAUACAGGAAAAGCUAAGCACAAUGCAGGAGCUGCUGUUCACGAACAAGAAAGACAAGGUCGCGGAAAACGGCUGGCCGGACGGCCAGGUGACGGCUGACUGGAAGGAUGUCCUUCCUGACCAGCUGGUGACAGGAGCACUGGAGGCGGCAUUCCACACCAUGGAUGCACAGAUCGGGCGUGAGCGUCACAUGUACCAGCUGACGGGCGGCUGCGCCGUCAUCGUCGCGCUUUUCUUCCUCGACCGUCUCUAUGUCGCGAACGCCGGUGACUGCCGGGCCGUCGUCUGCCGGCGGGCGCGGCCGAUGCAACUCUCCACCGACUUCACGCCCAUCACCGAGCGACAGAGGCUGCAGCACCUGGCAUGGCUGCGGCCUCACCUCAUUGGGGAUGAGUUCACGCACCUGGAGUUCCAGCAGCGGCUGACGAGCCUGGACGUGGGUCGGCGCGUGCUCUACAGGGAUGUGGGCAUGAAGGGAUGGGCCUACAAGACCGUCACGCUAGAGGACAUCAAGUUCCCGCUCAUACACGGCGAUGGCAAGCGGGCAAAGUUGAUGGCGACCAUCGGGGUGACGCGGGGAUUCGGCGACCACGACCUAAGGGUCUAUAACACGGAGCUAUACGUGAAGCCAUUCCUAUCUCCUAAUCCAGAGGUGCGGGCGUACGACCUUGCCUCCCAGAUGCAUGAUGCAGACGACGUGCUCAUACUGGCUUCUGACGGCCUGUGGGACGUCAUAUCAAACGAGAAGGCUUGUGAGCUGGUUAGCUCGUCUCUCUCUCAGUUCGCUCCCGACGACAUGGCAAGAUAUACGUCCGCCGCUCAAGAGUUGGUGAUGUAUGCGCGCGGAAUCCUCGAGCCCAAGGUCGGCUGGCGGACCGUCGACGAGACGCCGUCGUCGAGCGAUGACAUCAGUGCCUUCGUCAUCCCGCUCUGUUGCUAUGGCAGCAACGCGCAGAUGCCCAUGUCGCCGAAACUGACCGUCGGCCGGCCGGCCGACUGGUCGGAUGAUGCGAAUUCCGCGCCGGCCGAACAACCGGACGACGUUGAUUCGGACUCAGCGAAGCAGGAGGUUGGCGGUCAAGCGGGUGACCGGCCGGAUGGGGAAGCGAGCGGGCAGCAGCAGCAGCAGCAGCAAUAAGAGAGAAGUGCCGUCACUGUAUGGAGCAUUGGUCAAGCGUGAGGGUCUUGGCUCUGGACUGUGAUAGCUACGUACGUUCCUUCCUUCCUUGCAAGCUAGAUGGGCACAAUCUCACUAAUGCUCCUUCAGGGCUCGAAGGUCAUGACCUUGGGCUGCAGGCCUUCAUGCGAAACACGGUGGCAGUCUAUGAAAAGCACGUAUAAAAGUUACGGGGGAUUUUUUGCCUGGACGUGGGACCAAUUUUACAAAAUCACUUGGAGAAAGCGGGUUUCUUUUUUGUAAACUAAUGAUAGAUUUUUACUAAUGAUUCUCUUGUGACCAAUUUUUUGAAUUCCCAGUGGCUGGUGCUAAUAUCUCAUCGAGGCAAUUAACUAAAAAACAUAUAUUAGUGUUAUUUUAUUUAGCGAUAUAUACAGACAGCAGGCUCUGACUAUUAAUUGAUUAUGUUAUAUAUUAGGUUAGAUAUACAUGUAUAAAUAUAUAAAUCACUAAUGAUUAAAUUAUGUUGAUUCAUUUUGUAUAUUUUAUCUCAUCAUUUUAGUCUUUAUACAGCAUGUAUAUUGUCUGUAAUCAACUAGAAUCAUUCUGUAUGGGAUCAUAAUUACGUAAAAUCGUCGUGAUUUUACUGAGUAUAUUUUAACACGGUCAAAUAGACACAUAGACGUGGGCACUACAGUGGUUGUGGUGAAAACCGAUUUAUUAUUUUUUUACGUAUAGCGAUUAACGGAGUGAUAACUGCAAGAUGAGAGCCAGUAUGUCGUCUGCUCUUCCAUGCGUGAUGAGAAGUGUUGUGCUUUACACAUUCCUAGUGUUACAUCUAUAUAAUUAUACAGAGUAAAUAAAAACUAACUUUUGUUUCUUUACACACUCCUGAUAUACGAUAAUAUAAUCAAGUGCCUUUGAUUGAUGUAGUUGUGAGUUUGUCAGACGUUGUUCGGAUGCUAGUGGCUGUGAGUUUUAAGCACAUGCGUUGUGAUGAUAGGUUUGUGAAUGUGCAAUGUCUGUUGAUGUGAGCUGCUGUCCUCAGGGGGCGUUACUGUACAAAGUUUGGGAACAUUUUUAAUUAACAGCCAAUUAUACCGAUUGGAAUCGCAUUGCAAUAUCAAAAUAACAGUUUGGUUUACGAGA
Molecule: messenger RNA, 3035 nt
Organism: Priapulus caudatus
Lineage: Eukaryota; Metazoa; Priapulida; Priapulimorpha; Priapulimorphida; Priapulidae
Product: protein phosphatase 1H-like
Exons: 10
Coding region: 285-1907 (540 amino acids)
Biological process (GO): protein dephosphorylation
Molecular function (GO): protein serine/threonine phosphatase activity
Source: RefSeq, a predicted model, not a curated record